This is a messenger RNA of Guillardia theta CCMP2712, 903 nucleotides long. RefSeq lists its product as hypothetical. Lineage: Eukaryota; Cryptophyceae; Pyrenomonadales; Geminigeraceae. Bases 1 to 903 code for a protein of 300 amino acids. The transcript has 2 exons. The record is from RefSeq and is a predicted model, not a curated record.
AUGGCGUCCUCUCACCCGCCUGCUGGCUCGUUGACUUCACCGUCGCACGUGUGCUGGUGGCAGGAGACCAAGGAAGCUCGUCCCAUCUACGUCCAGGCCCACCUUAUCUCUCCUCGCCUGCAUCUACCUUCAUCCUCCUCCUCCUCAGUGCCCAAGAGCGCGCUCAAGGUUUCUGAAUGCUCCCCUGCUCCUGCCUGGCGAGCCAACCUUCCUCGGAGCCCGCGAGAAGAGGAUAGCAGCACCUUGGCGAUGGCGGUGGCGAUAUCAGGAGGGCUGACGAGCUCGCUGGCGAUGUUGGAGGACAUCAUGCGGGAGACGCAGACGUCCAACGACAACUCCCGCGACAUCCAGCACGCCAUGGACGAGCAGCACAGGCAGCUGCUGUCCAUGAAGAAGCGACUGCAGCAAGUCGCGCAGCCCCUCCUCGUCAGCAGGGCUGACGAGGAGGCGACGAGCAAGACGGCUGAGGUGCACAGCGAGCUGGGGUCGUGCAGGAGCGAGCUGGGGUCGUGCAGGAGCGAGCUCUCUCGGUGCCGACGUGACCUCACGCUCCAGCUGGCGCUCAGCGAGAGGAUCAGCAAAGAGCUGGAAGACACUCAAGGGGUAGCGGAGGAGAUGCGAGUGAAGCUGAGGGAGAAGGAGGAGGAGAUGCGAGUGAAGCUGCAGGAGAAGGAGGAGGAGAUGCGAGUGAAGCUGCAGGAGAAGGAGGAGGAGAUGCGAGUGAAGCUGCAGGAGAAGGAGGAGGAGAUGCGAGUGAAGCUGCAGGAGAAGGAGGAGGAGAUACGAGUGAAGCUGCAGGAGAAGGAGGAGUUCCGUGAGCUGAGGCUGCGGCUGGUGGACAGCAAGGAGAACAGCAAUAGCAACUUGUCGGAGAGCAAGCGAGGUGGAGGACGAGCUGCGUGA